This is a messenger RNA of Scomber japonicus (chub mackerel), 1947 nucleotides long. Its product is annotated as RNA-binding protein 4.1-like. The transcript is spliced from 4 exons. Gene Ontology annotation, molecular function: mRNA binding. NCBI's taxonomy places the organism in Eukaryota, Metazoa, Chordata, Actinopteri, Scombriformes, Scombridae. Gene Ontology annotation, cellular component: nuclear speck. The record is from RefSeq and is a predicted model, not a curated record. The coding region runs from base 62 to 1093 and encodes 343 amino acids. Gene Ontology annotation, biological process: mRNA splicing, via spliceosome.
CAGUCAGAGACUUAGUGGCGCGGAGCGUCGAUUCUAAGUGGAGAGCAGCAGCGGAGCAACCAUGGUGAAGAUAUUCAUUGGGAACCUGUCUCAGCACACCGAGAAGGAUGAAGUCGAAGCUCUGUUUGCAAACUACGGCACAGUCACCGAAUGUGCCAAGUACAAAAACUACGCUUUCGUCCACAUGGAAGACAGAAAGGCCGCCACUAAAGCUAUCCGGGAGCUCCAUCUGCACAAGCUGGGCGGCAGGCCCAUUAAUGUGGAACCCAGCAGAGGGAAGAACCAGGGCCCUGUGAAGCUCCAUGUGGCCAAUGUAGAGAAGGGCUUCAGUGAUGAGCUGAGAGCGCUGUUUGAGGAGUACGGCACAGUCACCGAGUGCUCCAUCGUCAAGGACUUUGCUUUUGUACACAUGGACAACUCUGAUGAGGCCAUGGAUGCCAUGAAGGGUCUUGACAACACAGAGUUUCAAGGUAAGCGCAUACAUGUUCAGAUAUCAAAAAGCAGGAGAGCGGCACACAAGGACGAUGAGUAUCCCCCUCCGCCAAGCAGAGGCGGCUAUUAUCCUCCCCGCUACCCAGGGGAGAUGCCCGAGCCUCCCUACAGAGGCCGCAUGUCCGCUUACCCGCCUCCGCCGCCGCCCCCGCCCCCUCCUCCUCCCCCGAGACGACCAGUGUAUGCCGAGCGUGGCUACGGCGAGCGAGACAGCUACGGGGUGGUUGAUUUCUAUGAGAAAUACCGAGCCCGUCCUUACAGCAUGCCGGGCUACGAUGACAGGCGUUCCAGUGCCAUCCCCCCUCCUCCGCCUCCUCCUUCGGCGUUGGUUAGAGAACGUCUCGGGAUGGGGUCCCUCGAUCCAUACGAGCGCCGGCAGCUCCCCCCUCCUCCUGCGUCCUACAUGACCAGGGACCGAAGCCCCAUCAGACGAGCCCCGCUCCCCCCUGCUCCGUCAGCUGGUAACGGCUACGCCUACGAGCGCUCCCGGCUCUCCCCGCUGUCCAGGUCUCAGAUGUACGCGGCCCCGCGCCCCAGGGACUCGUUCUCGGACAGAUUGCAGCCGCUGCCGCCGCCGCCACCUCGCUAUGCGGGCUAUUAGGCACACAAGAGUAUAAUACAAGGUUUAGAAUAUGACAAGAUCGUCGUCGUCUGCUGAUGUAUACAUCCCUCUCGUCUAUGGCGGAUUGCGUUGCGUUCGCCUGAGACUUACUGGAAGAUACUGUAUUGCGGACAGACCCCCCCUCGUACUUAAAAAAACAAACAAACAUACGAUUCCAUGUCUACAGUUCACAUAUUCUCAUGAGCUGUUCCUGCCUUUUUUCUUUUUUUGGUUCUGUUCCUCUUGCUUGUUUCUACUGUUCAAAUCCUUCAAUUGUUUGAGAGAAUAGGAUGCUGGCAUAGGUGCUAAGUCUAUUGCAGUGUGACUCAGUACUGAUAAUGGCCAAAAACUACAGUUUGCUAUUCAAUCUUUCUAAAAAUGGAUAUGGCCUCUGGGGAAAUUUCAUAACAAGGGAAGUCAAUUCAAUGAAAAUCUUUGUAGUAUCUGUAAACAAAAAAUUAUUGUAGAUUUUGUUCAAUCUAAAGGUGUUGGUUGAUCACAAAAUGCUCAUCAAAAUAAGUAAAUAAAAUUCAACGUAUAAAGUGCUUUAAUAUCAUACUCUGAUGUGGCAGGUUGUACAUUAAUCUCUUUAAGUUGUCGGACGCAUGUAAAGCAUGACAAAUCAAAAAAUUCCACUCUGGUUUUUGUUCUUUUUCACUUUGUGUUAAGUUUUUUUUUUUUUUUUUUUCUAGCGUGAACAGAAUCUAUUAGUAACGUUUAUGUAUGAUUUUAUUUACUUUACAAAGUUGCUUUUCAUUUGAAGGCUUUUUAAUAAACACAUGAAACCCAAAAAACCCGACGUCCUAACUGUCAAAUUCUUCCUUGCUGAGUCGGCCUUUUGGUCAGCCACUAUU